This is a messenger RNA of Penicillium mononematosum, 1326 nucleotides long. RefSeq lists its product as uncharacterized. Bases 1 to 1326 code for a protein of 441 amino acids. The transcript is spliced from 9 exons. Gene Ontology annotation, cellular component: Cul4-RING E3 ubiquitin ligase complex. NCBI's taxonomy places the organism in Eukaryota, Fungi, Ascomycota, Eurotiomycetes, Eurotiales, Aspergillaceae. Gene Ontology annotation, molecular function: protein binding. The record is from RefSeq and is a predicted model, not a curated record.
AUGGCUCCUGAAAUCCCAGGGUUCUAUUAUGACCCGGAGAAGAAGAAGUACUUCAAAAUUCAAGCCAACCAUGCUGCACCUCCUAAUGCACAAUACUCACAGCAAGCCGUGAAGCGAAAGCGGUCUGAGUUGACGAAACGUGAAAACAAGACACGAUUCAGACAACGUGAGAAUAAAGAGACGAUCCGAAAAGCUGCAUCGUUGAAGCACCCUUUGGUGAACCUGCAAAGAGAGAUUGGAGUCAUUGUAUCCUCUCGUGCCAGGCAAGAACAGCAAGCUCGCAUUCAGGCCAGCCAACUGCACCGUGGGGAACUCCACCGUUUCGAGCCAUGGCCUAAUUCGUACAGCAUCCGACAUGUCUUGCGCAACCCACGUUCUGGGACAUUGAUAGCCGGCUCGGCUCGCGGAUAUGAAUCGUCUGUAUCGGUCUGUUUCCCUGACAUUGACGAGUCACAGUGGAGCUACGAUCACACUAUGGAACGGGUGUUAUUCAGAGAGCCGUACUGGUUAGGAUCAAUGUCUCUGAGUCACUCAGGAUACCUCCUUGCAACCAUGAACGAAGGCCCGCAAGGCGACUGCUUCCUUUCGGCUCAUCUUCUCCCAGAACCCGACGAAGGUGGCAACUACCGCUGGCCAACAUGUACGAUGCCACAUGUAUCUCUAUCCUCAGACACCGCGCUUACCCAAAGUCUUCCAGUCUCGCAUCCGAUUCGGAUCAGGCCCCACUACCCAAUGUCGUUCUGGUGCUCCGCGGCGCAGCCCACAGGAUCAACCGCCCAUUUCGCCAUAGGAACUUCAGAAGGCCUCCACACCCUGGAGGGUACUAGUAGCCAUUGGUGCCUAUCGAAGAAGCCAUUCAAGGGCAAUACAGUUUCCACGGGCAAUAGACGACGCUCCCAGCGCACCCAGAGCGUGCACGCCGUAGAAUGGAUGUCGCCUGACGUGAUUGCGGCGGGACAGAAGAACUCCAAAAUCUUCCUCCACGAUCUUCGCAGUGGUGGCAGUGCCACACGUCUCCAGCACAACGAUGCCGUGAUGGAAAUGAAGCAGAUGGACGAAUACCGGCUCGUGGCAGCAGGACCUACCUCGCUACGAAUGUACGACCUCCGCUUCGCGCCAACGGCACUUAAAUAUCAUGACUCCUCGAAGCCCUACCUCACUUUCCCCGAUUUCUCCUCACUUCCGUUUCCAACCUUCGACCUGAGCACCGAGCUAGGUCUUCUGGCCAGUCCCUCCCAAGACUGCAAAGUCCAGCUCUUCUCUCUUCAAACUGGACUCCAGGUCCCCCUCGCCUCUCACAGGGCGUCAAUACUCCUCACCACCUAG